Messenger RNA from Malaclemys terrapin pileata, 3754 nucleotides. Its product is annotated as general transcription factor II-I repeat domain-containing protein 2-like. Gene Ontology annotation, molecular function: protein dimerization activity. NCBI's taxonomy places the organism in Eukaryota, Metazoa, Chordata, Testudines, Emydidae. The record is from RefSeq and is a predicted model, not a curated record. The transcript is spliced from 3 exons. The coding region runs from base 1553 to 2602 and encodes 349 amino acids.
AGCAGUUGGGGUGUGAACACCAAGGGAGGAGAAACUGCUUCUGUAGUUGGCUAGCCAUUCACAGUCUUUGUUUAAUCCUGAUCUGAUGGUGUCAAAUUUGCAAAUGAACUGGAGCUCAGCAGUUUCUCUUUGGAGUCUGGUCCUGAAGUUUUUUUGCUGUAAGAUGGCUACCUUUACAUCUGCUAUCGUGUGGCCAGGGAGGUUGAAGUGUUCUCCUCCAGGUUUUUGUAUAUUGCCAUUCCUGAUAUCUGACUUGUGUCCAUUUAUCCUCUUGCGUAGUGACUGUCCAGUUUGGCCAAUGUACAUAGCAGAGGGGCAUUGCUGGCACAUGAUGGCAUAUAUAACAUUGGUGGACGUGCAGGUGAAUGAGCUGGUGAUGUUGUAGCUGAUCUGGUUAGGUCCUGUGAUGGUGUUGCUGGUGUAGAUAUGUGGGCAGAGUUGGCAUCAAGGUUUGUUGCAUGGGUAGGUUCCUGAGUUAGAGUUGUUAUGGUGCGGUGCGUGGUUGCUGAUGAGAAUAUGCUUAAGGUUGGCAGGUUGUCUGUGGGCGAGGACUGGCCUGCCUCCCAAGGUCUGUGAAGAAGUGAGGUUCUUACCCACGAAAGCUUAUGCUCCCAAUACUUCUGUUAGUUUCAAAGGUGCCACAGGACCCUCUGUUGCUUUUUACAGAUUCAGACUAACACAGCUACCCCUCUGAUACCUGACCUGCUACGCGCGUUCUGAUGUGGUGCCCCGCAGCCCGGCUGCGCAGUGUGCACGUGCAGUAGGGGCACCACGUGAGCAGGCUUCCAAGGGCACGGGAGAGCUGCUGGGCUCCAGCUCCCAGAGUCCAGUGGCGCUGUGAGGAUUUCAGCCUUCAUUCUGCAACAACAAGCUUCCACACACCGUCAGUGCCUUGCUAGUGUGCCAUACGCCGUGAGAUAUCUCUUCUCUUUGUGUGUGACUGAGAGCGUUUCCCUUGUGUGCGAAGUUAUUCAACAAAAUCUUGAGCUUCAUAAUGGAUACCAUGAGUGAAAAGAAAAAAAGAAAAAGAGAAUCAGAGCACAGAGUUUUCAACACUGAAUGGAUGAAUAAAUACUUAUGUACUGAGAACGAUACGGUUACUAAAGUAAGCUUUCAAAUUUCUAAGGAAAUUGCUGCUGCUGGGAAAUGCUUCACAGAAGGCGAGUUUUUAAAAAAGUGUAUGUUGAUUGCUGUAUCUGAGUUAUGUCCAGAAAAGAGGGGAAUAUUUGAGAAUGUCAGUCUAUCACACAUGACUGUACAGAGAAGAAUAGCUGACAUUUCUACCAAUCUAAGUGAUCAGUUAAAGCAGAGAGUCAAUGAAUUCUGUUUUUGCUCCCUAGCUAUGGAUGAAAGCACCGAUUUAAAAGACACCACCCAACUUCUUAUUUUUAUUAGCGGUAUUGAUAAAAACUUUUUGAAAUUACUGAAGAAUUUGCUGGCAUUUGCUCCAUGACAGGUCACACAACCGGAAAAGAAAUCUCCAGUGAAGUGAUAAAGUGCAUGAAUGAUAAGUUGGGAUUAGAUUUCACAAACUUGGUGGCCAUUUGUACUGAUGGUGCUCCAGCUAUGUGCGGGAAAAAAUGUUGGAGCAGUUACUCUUCUUGAAGAAUUUAUUCGGAGACAAGUAACUAAACAUCACUGCAUUAUACAUCAGCAGGUUUUGUGUAGCAAAGUCUUAAAAUUUGAGCAUAUAAUGUCAGUGGUAGUUUCCAUUGUAAACUACAUCCGUUCUAGAGAAUUAAAACACAGGAUAUUUCAAGCCUUUCUUGAAGGGAUAGAUGCCGAGUGCAGCGACUUAAUCUACCAUACGGAAGUGAGGUGGUUGAGUCAAGGAAGAGUGCUCCAGCGUUUCGUUGCUUUGAAAGAGGAGGUAGCAAAAUUCCUAGAAAAUGGGCCAAUAAAAUUCCCAGAGCUUGAAAAUGAGUCCUGGAAUCAAGAUCUCUUUUUCUUUUGUGAUAUUACAGCACACCUGAAUGAUCUCAACAUUCAACUUCAGGGAAAAUAUCAACUUAUAUUUCAAAUGUGUGCAGCAGUGAAAGCUUUCAAAAUGAAAUUGAAACUUUUCAGAAGUCAGCUGUCAAAAGGUGAAAUGUGUCACUUUCCCACUUGUGCACAGCGUAUCCCUCAGCACAAACACGCCGAGUUAGGAGAAAAAUACGCAAAGCACAUUAAUCUUUUGAUUGAAGAAUUUGACAGAAGACUUACUUUCUCUAAAGAAGACGUCCAGUUGAAGCUGUUUGAAGAUCCCUUUUCUGUGGAUCCAGAGGAAGUGCCACUAGAUUUGCAGUUGGAGGUUACUGAACUUCAAUGUUCGGCAGUUUACCAAAAUAAGCACAGAGCAAGCAGCCUGUGGGACUUCUACAAAAGUCUGGACAAUGAAAAAUACAAGAAUCUUAUUGAAGUUGCACUGAAAAUGUUCAGCAUUUUUGGAAGCACUUAUAUAUGUGAGCAAACAUUUUCCAUCAUGAACAUGAAUAAAAACAAGCAACGGUCUUCUCUGACUGACGACCAUUUGGAAGACAUUCUGAAAGUAUCCACUUCAAAUAUGACCCCCAAAUACAACAAGCUUGUUGUCGAAAAGAGAUGUAAUAUCUCUCAUUAAAUUUGCAAGGUAUUAUGAAAAGUACAAAUGUUUUCUUUCAACCUGCCUCUGGAGAUUUCCAUUACUUGCAUCUGAAGAAGUGAGGUUCUUACCCACGAAAGCUUAUGCUCCCAAUACUUCUGUGCCACAGGACCCUCUGUUGCUUUUUACAAGACAGGGUUUGUUUACUUUAGACAGGAGACUUGAUACAAAAGGGGGCCAUGAUAUAUAAAACAAUCCUAAAUGGUUUAGAGAGGGUAGAUCAGGAACUUACACCCACUUUGGCUCAUAAAACAAGAACUAAGUGACAUUCAAUGGAAUGAAGUGGUGGCAAAUGCAAAACUGAUAAAAAGAAAAUACUUUUAAAGAUAAUGAGCGACGGGCUGGAUUACUUGAUGAUUACCUGUUCUAUUCAUUCCCUCUGGGGCACCUGGCAUUGGCCACUGUUGGAAGACAGGAUACUGGGCUACGUGGACCUUUGGUCUGACCCAGUAUGGCUGCUCUUAUGUUUUUAUAAUCAGCCUGUGGAACUCACUGCCACCAACUAUAAUUGUGGCCAAGAGUUUAGCAGGAUUAAAAUAGGAACUGGACAUAUAGCUAAUAGAGACAUCCAGGGUUAAAACAGCAAACUCUAAACAAACAAGAGUUUGAGAAGGGGCAUAAACCGUCCUGCUUCGGGGCAUGAGCUAGCCUCUAACUUGGGGGUUUGGAGGACAUUUCUGGGCAGGUUAUCCCAUGCCAUCAGCAGGAUUUCUUAUGCCUUCCUCUGGAGCACCUGCUACUGACCACUCGAUGGACCAUUGUUCUGAUCUGAUCUAGUCUGGCAGUUCCUGCAUUGCUAUGUGGAGGCCUGACAUCGUCUCCCAGUGAUUCUGACUGAUCACAAGGGGCAAUGAUGGGUAUUGAAGGAAGCUGUGAUCUCCUUUGUCAAACUGUUGUGUCUGGGUCAUGGGCCUGGGGGAUCCUCAAGCUCCACAAGAGAUAUGAAAUUCUUAAUCCCCCUACUCCUCACGCUGCUCUUCACUAUCCUGUCACCUGAGAAAACUGAAGGGACCGUGACAUUUCUCCAUGGAGCAGUGGGUCUGGGAUAAGGAGCAGCCGCAGCAGGUGGCAAAGGGGUCUCCUAAGUACUCUCACAUACGUACACUAGUGGCUGGCAUAACCUAGUGAAGA